AGUUUUCUAUCGAAUUGUGACAAUGUUUGACUACUUUAAAGGCUUCUAAAAGUAUACAACUACAUUUGAAAAAGCGACAAAAGUUAUUUUUGCGGGAAAAAUGACUAUAGUAGACAAGAAAGUAAAAGUAACAUCAGGUAUUGACAUAAAGUAGAGCAGCACCUGUCGAGCAGAGUUGUGCCGCUGACGCAAACAGCCCGGGGUCUCUAGAUAAUGGGAAAGUCCCUGGCAUUAUGACGUAACGACCGCGAGAAGUCUGGAAACCGCGGAUUGAUCUUCAGCGCGGUGAUCAGGUCCGGGCAUUAGGAGUUGGAGAAGUAGCGGAUUUAAAAACUUUCUGCCUGCAAGUCUGUUCGUGGUUCUAGCGCUCCAUGAAGAGUCCCUGAGUUCCAAAAGCGAAAUAAUGGCUCUUUAAACCACGUCCUCCUUCUGCGCCGUUAAGCUUCGACUGCUUUGCUCCUACAAAACAGCUGAGGAAGUAUGGGGUCUACAGUUGUUUCCACAACUCUCGCCUCCAUCCAGCGAAUGGUUUGUGCUUUUGGACAACACGAUCGAAGCAGUCGACACGAUGGCGGCAUCGAUCCUUCGCAAGAAAAUUCCCCCCAUUUCCACGGGCGAGCUCAACGCUCCCCCUCUCCCACGGGCUAGCCAUAACCAAUCACGGCUUAGGUCGGGGGCGGAGCUAGCGGAGCGGCAGCACUUAAUUGGUGAUGGUCACUCUGAUUGGAUGACUGAAAAAGUUGAUUUGUCUUCAUUUGUGUCAACGACUGAGUCUUCUCCGAGCUCAUCUCUUCCACCCUCGCCGUUAGAACAGGAUGUCAAGGUGCCCUCGGAUCUGGAGGUUAUGACCUCCUUACUGCAGGAGGAACUGGCUCAGCUGGAGGACUACUUCCGCUCUGAGUCCACAUCCACCACAAAUAAGUUGGAGAAAUCCUCAAAAUGUGACAAGGUUUCCCAAGCCAUGGGUUCCCAGUCUUAUUAUCAGUUACCCUAUGGCUCAUACGGGACCAGCCAAUCAGAAACCAGCCCUGUGGUAGUUACCUUGGCAACAGGGGAACUGGACCUGGCCAGCUUCUGUGGCGGUCCCAUUAGCAGAACCAAAAUUGCACGGCCCGCUCCGUACAGCUACCAUCACCGCUACCACCACAACGCCGGGCGCAGAAUCCUCAGCGAGUCUGUGAAAGUUGGGGAUGAAGUCGGUCUUGAAACGUGGGGCUCCAGGGGGUGUUACUCAGGAAGCACGGAAUGUUCCGUGAACCACUACUCUACACUGAAGACAGUGAGCAAGAACAGCAUCGGCAGCGUGAAGAAGGUGAGAGAAUGUGCUUUAUCGUUGAAGGAGGAGGAGAGCUAUUGUUUUUCCGAAGGAAUGUUUUGCAGUGAAGAGAUUGCCCGAGGCUUCUGUUUGGGUGGCUCGUACGAUGGCCACCACAAGCGAGAAGGACAGCUGAUGCACAACGUGAAGGUCAAUGUAAGUUAUGACAGCACAGGGCUCGAGGUCUUGCACUGCAGCAAGGAUGGGGGACUCUCUGGAAGUCUCCCUCAAGAGACAAUGGUGGCUGGUGAUGGCUACUUCCAUCAGUCCAUGGCCGGCACGGAGCCAUACCAUAGCUUUAUAGGAGACCUAGAUCAGCCGGCACAGGCGCAGGCUGUGGAGCCCCAACAUGGCCACUACCUCUACCCAGAAUGCCUUGCAGACCAAAGCUAUGAAUGUCUGUCUAGAGGGGAGAGCGAGGGGCCGCUGCUGGGCGCCCCCAUCCACCGCCCCACCCAGAGGUUAAAGGAUGAGCCCUGCUCCCUGAAGCCAGCCCUGGUGAUGGCUGCAGCUUCUCUAGAUACAGGCAGCGGAGAGAGGAAGCAGAAGAAGAGAGACCAGAACAAAACUGCUGCUCACAGGUACAGGCUGCGUAAGAGGGCGGAGCUGGACUCUCUGGAGGAGGAGCUGCAUGGCCUUGAAGGACAGAACCGGGAGCUACGUGACAAGGCGGAGUCGGUGGAGCGAGAAAUCCAGUACGUCAAAGAUUUACUGAUUGAGGUGUACAAGGCUCGCAGUCAGCGGCUCAAACAGGAUGGUAGUGCCUGAAAACGCCCCUCACUCACCUCAACCACCGUUCCUCCAGCCAGCACAGAGACAACAAUCACGUCAAGAGCAUCAACCGGUUUCUGUCCCAGCAAGAUUGAAAGGGUAGUUGCAUGAUUCUGGUAGUUCUUAUCGAGAAAAAAAACAUUUAAAGGGAAGUGGCCGAACAGAAUGAAAUGUUUGCCUGAAAAAGAGAGAAUAAAGAGAAGUGUGGAAGUAUGUGACUGAACUGUGAGAAGCCAUGGUGAGGUGGCUUCAUGAGGAGAUGCUGAUCUUGUCCGUGAUCACUGUGAUCCGAACUGUUCUCACAGCCUUGUGACGAUGACUGAGUCUGAGCUCGCGUCGAUGGAUCGUUAUCUAAACGCUCUCUGGAUUCGUGGUAGUGAUUGAAAUUUGCUUGUUGUUUUCGUGCCACACAUCAGCAGCAUCAAGGCAGACUCAUACUAAAUAUAUUUUAUUUUUACCUGAUAACUUAUCGUUUGCUUAAAACAAUCAAAUGAAUAAAGGGAUUGCUGGCAAAAGUGUUUUACAUGCUUUACAAAUAUUCAUUUAGAGACAUUUAGAGAAUAUGUAUUGCAAAGCUGUUGAGUAUUUCCACCUGUUUUACCCCCAAUCAGAUACCCACUGCAUGUUUGAUUUUGGAAAAGCAUGUGCGAGUGCUGUUUGAAGGCAAAAUUAUGUUAACUGCAUGGCUUCAAGAUCUUCACUUCGCAUCAGUUUAGCAGAGUUCUCCGUCCCGUCAGCCCACAACUUUUCUCUCACCUUGUCCUGAUUAGUGUGAUUCCCUCUCAGGUUUUGGUUUGUUGUGCGGAGAAACAAAUAUUCACCUGCUUUACCCCCUUAUACCCCUUCUAUCUGUCUCUUGGCUGUAUUUUGCGGACAAACAAUCACUUACUGAGGCUACAAUACUCGUUUACUUGCAGGACGGCUUCCUGGGAAUUUUAUUGUCAAUCAACCAAUUUGAUAUAACUAAGAUUCAGGUCCUUUUUAUUAUUUGAUGUCAAUAUCAGGAAAUCUAUGAUUCAUCAGGUAAAUUACAGCCAAAUAAACCAGUUGUGUGGUAUCACUCA
Molecule: messenger RNA, 3150 nt
Organism: Girardinichthys multiradiatus
Lineage: Eukaryota; Metazoa; Chordata; Actinopteri; Cyprinodontiformes; Goodeidae
Gene: atf5b
Product: activating transcription factor 5b
Exons: 4
Coding region: 569-2083 (504 amino acids)
Biological process (GO): regulation of transcription by RNA polymerase II
Cellular component (GO): nucleus
Molecular function (GO): RNA polymerase II transcription regulatory region sequence-specific DNA binding; DNA-binding transcription activator activity, RNA polymerase II-specific
Source: RefSeq, a predicted model, not a curated record